Candoia aspera is the source of this 2319-nucleotide messenger RNA. It is a transcript of the gene PRKAR2B, whose product is annotated as protein kinase cAMP-dependent type II regulatory subunit beta. The coding region runs from base 129 to 1439 and encodes 436 amino acids. Gene Ontology annotation, cellular component: cAMP-dependent protein kinase complex. The transcript has 11 exons. Gene Ontology annotation, molecular function: cAMP binding; cAMP-dependent protein kinase inhibitor activity; protein kinase A catalytic subunit binding. The record is from RefSeq and is a predicted model, not a curated record. Lineage: Eukaryota; Metazoa; Chordata; Lepidosauria; Squamata; Candoiidae. Gene Ontology annotation, biological process: negative regulation of cAMP-dependent protein kinase activity.
UCCGGGGUGCUUGGGGUUUGGUGGAGCCGCGGCGCCGGGCGCUCUCCCCGCCGCGGGGCCCGGGGCGGCUCGGCACCCCGCUGGGCUCCCCGCCCGCGCCUGCCCCGCCGCCGCACCGCGUCCCCGGGAUGAGCAUCUCCGUCCCGGAGGGGCUGACGGAGCUGCUGCAGGGCUUCACCGUGGAGGUGCUGCGGAGCCAGCCGGGCGACCUGCUGGAAUUCGCCCUCCAGUACUUCGGGCGCCUCAAGGCGGAGGCGGCGGUCGCUCCGGCCGCGGGAGGCGGGGAGGAGGACCGCGGCGGCGCUGGCGGCGGCCCCCCUCGGGGCCCCGCCGGUUGCAAUACCGUCUCCGUGCCUGGCCCCGAGCGGGGGAGCCGCCUCCAGCUCGACGGCGCCCCCUCGGAGGGCAGAGGGGUCAACUUCGCCGAGGAGCCCCUGCAGACCGACUCCGAGAGCGGCGACGAGGACCAGGAGGCGGAAGAAUUCGCGGCUCCAGUGAUUAACCGGUUCACUAGACGAGCAUCAGUGUGUGCAGAAGCUUAUAAUCCAGAUGAAGAAGAAGAUGACACUGAAUCAAGGGUUAUUCACCCCAAAACAGAUGAUCAAAGAAACCGGCUGCAGGAAGCUUGCAGAGAUAUUCUUCUCUUUAAGAACUUAGAUCCGGAACAGAUGUCUCAGGUGCUGGAUGCCAUGUUUGAAAAGCUAGUUGAAGGAGGAGAGCAUGUCAUUGAUCAAGGAGAUGAUGGUGACAACUUCUAUGUAAUUGAUCGAGGGACUUACAAUAUUUUUGUAAAAUGUGACAGUGUUGGAAGAUGUGUUGGCACCUAUGACAACCGAGGGAGCUUUGGUGAACUGGCUUUAAUGUACAACACGCCCAGAGCGGCUACAAUCAUUGCUACCUCUCCUGGCGCCGUCUGGGGUUUGGACAGAGUAACGUUUCGAAGGAUCAUUGUGAAAAACAAUGCAAAAAAGAGAAGAAUGUAUGAAAAUUUCAUUGAGUCAUUGCCCUUCCUUAAAUCUUUAGAACUCUCUGAACGUUUGAAAGUGGUGGAUGUGAUAGGUACCAAAAUAUAUAAAGAUGGGGAACAAAUAAUUGCUCAGGGAGACACGGCUGACUGUUUCUUUAUUGUCGAAUCUGGAGAAGUGAAAAUUACAAUGAAAAGAAAGGGCAAACAAGAGAUAGAUGGAAACGAGGCAGUGGAAAUUGCCCGCUACACCAGAGGGCAGUAUUUUGGUGAACUGGCGCUUGUAACGAACAAACCUCGGGCUGCCUCAGCCUUUGCGCUUGGCACAGUCAAGUGCUUAGUUAUGGAUGUACAAGCAUUUGAAAGGCUUUUGGGACCUUGCAUGGAAAUUAUGAAAAGAAACAUCGCAAACUAUGAAGAACAACUAGUUGCUCUGUUUGGAACAAACAUGGAUAUUUCUGAUCCCAGUGCAUGAAGUAUGGAGCCACACAGUCUGUGUAUAAGAAAUAGCACAGUAGUGGUUAGUCCACUGAAAAUAUGUCUUAUCUUCCUAUAGAUGCUGAGCAUUGUUCUUGAUUUUACAGGGGAUUGGAUUUCUUUGCUUCCCCCCCCCCAUGUUUUUUUGCCUUUUUGUACACAGUCUUUCGGAUGUAUCAGUACAUGGAGUAGAGACAUUAUUCAAUCGGUCCUUCCUUAAAAGCAAUUGAUCCACCAGCAUUUCAGCUUUCAGAAAACAUCAGUCCACAAGCCUUUAGUGGGAAUAUACAAUUUCUAUGGUGUUAUAGAUUUAGAACCAUUUGGCACUUCUAAAAAGGUAGUGGCUUCUGUAAGUAAGUUAUACGCAUUUCAUUUAAGAAGUCCAGGAUAUAUUGCAAUCUAAACAAUGUGUACAAACUGGCAUGUUUUUUUAUGUUAUCUUGCCUAAUUGCAUGUCUCUUCCUGAAGUUAACCGGUUUGGGAAUAGAUCCUCUUUUCUUUUAGCAAAUGGCAGGAGCCAUUUUCAGAAAGAAAGGCCAGAUUCAUCUGAAUAUCUCACUACACAAUAUUUUGGAUUGCAGAAUAUUUGUUGUUCAAACCUGUUCCCGUUUGAUAAUGGUUUCUGUAAAAUAAUAAAGAAACUGAUACCAAUUGAGGAUUUGGCAGAAAUAAAUUUAGUUUUGUCCAUAUGUCAAAUGAAUGUGAUAGGUUAAAAAUGUUAGGGUAACCAAGCGCACAGGCAGGCUAGGAGAGAUUACAUUGUACGUAUUUGGUUUGCUAGCUGGUUGAAUCAGUAUUUAAGGUGGCAUUUGUACAAGAUGUAUUUGAAAAAGCCCUCCAAACAAUAAAGCAUGGACUUGUAUUCUAGGUAAAUUUUA